GGUCUUCCCGGUUAGCUCCAUACUCCGGAUCAGCCAUGACCUCUCAGAUUCGUCAGAAUUAUUCCACCGAAGUGGAAGCUGCCGUGAACCGCCUGGUCAACUUGCACCUGCGGGCCUCCUACACCUACCUCUCUCUGGGCUUCUUUUUUGAUCGGGAUGACGUGGCUUUGGAAGGCGUAGGCCACUUCUGCGAAUUGGCCGAGGAGAAGAACCUGAACCAGGCCCUCUUGGAUCUGCACGCCCUGGGCUCUGCCCGCAUGGACCCUCACCUCUGUGACUUCUUGGAAAGCCACUUCCUGGAUAAGGAGGUGAAGCUCAUCAAGAAGAUGGGCAACCACCUGACCAACCUCCGUAGGGUGGCAGGGCCACAACCAGCGCAGACUGGCGUGGCCCAGGCAUCUCUGGGCGAGUAUCUCUUUGAGUGCCUCACUCUGAAGCACGACUAGGCCUCUGUGCCUUCCAAGGGGCUCCCUCCUCUGCUCUGCACCGACCGCCUCAGCACCUCCACCCGAAUGAACCUCUAAAGCCACUAGGCAGCUUUGUAACCGCCCUGGAGCCUCUCCCAGGUCUCAGACCAAGUGAAAAUAAAGCUUUUGAAAAAG
Rattus rattus (black rat) is the source of this 602-nucleotide messenger RNA. RefSeq names its product ferritin light chain 1-like. NCBI's taxonomy places the organism in Eukaryota, Metazoa, Chordata, Mammalia, Rodentia, Muridae. Gene Ontology annotation, biological process: iron ion transport; intracellular iron ion homeostasis. Gene Ontology annotation, molecular function: ferrous iron binding; ferric iron binding. The transcript has a single exon. Gene Ontology annotation, cellular component: cytoplasm. Bases 36 to 446 code for a protein of 136 amino acids. The record is from RefSeq and is a predicted model, not a curated record.